UCUAGCUUUCUACACAAAUCUCUCUAUCUCUAUCUCUUUCUCUCUUCUCUUCUCUGAUCUCUGAUCCACAAAAAUGGAUAAGAAACCAUGCAACUCAUCCCAAGAUGCUGAAGUGAGAAAAGGGCCAUGGACCAUGGAAGAAGACAUGAUUCUGAUCAAUUAUAUUGCAAAUCACGGUGAAGGAGUAUGGAACACCCUAGCCAAAUCUGCCGGUCUCAAACGUACCGGAAAGAGUUGCCGGCUCCGUUGGCUAAACUAUCUUCGACCUGACGUUCGAAGAGGUAAUAUUACACCCGAAGAAGAGCUCUUGAUUGUGGAACUGCACGCUAAGUGGGGAAACAGGUGGUCAAAAAUUGCUAAGCAUCUUCCUGGAAGAACUGACAAUGAAAUAAAGAACUACUGGAGGACCAGAAUCCAAAAGCAUAUCAAGCAAGCAGAGAAUUUAUAUGGGCAGAGUAGUUCUUCUGUAGUCAUGAAUGACCAAACUGGAAGCUCAAUUAGCCAAGUGUCUGCAGUAGGCAGCAUGGACGUUGACCCGCUGGAAACCUACUCUCCGCCAUCACUCCAAACAAAUAUGGAUCAGCCUAUUCCAGCACCUCAUUUACCCGCUCCUGAAUCCAUUAAUGACAACUAUUAUUGGAGCAUGGAGGACAUCUGGUCCAUGCAACUAUUUGGUGGGGAUUAAACAGUACAAGUAGUAUA
This is a messenger RNA of Juglans microcarpa x Juglans regia, 702 nucleotides long. RefSeq names its product MYB-like transcription factor EOBII. The transcript is spliced from 3 exons. NCBI's taxonomy places the organism in Eukaryota, Viridiplantae, Streptophyta, Magnoliopsida, Fagales, Juglandaceae. Gene Ontology annotation, cellular component: nucleus. The coding region runs from base 74 to 685 and encodes 203 amino acids. The record is from RefSeq and is a predicted model, not a curated record. Gene Ontology annotation, molecular function: sequence-specific DNA binding; DNA-binding transcription factor activity. Gene Ontology annotation, biological process: regulation of DNA-templated transcription.